Molecule: messenger RNA, 4914 nt
Organism: Syngnathus acus (greater pipefish)
Lineage: Eukaryota; Metazoa; Chordata; Actinopteri; Syngnathiformes; Syngnathidae
Gene: ptpn5
Product: protein tyrosine phosphatase non-receptor type 5
Exons: 14
Coding region: 872-2584 (570 amino acids)
Biological process (GO): protein dephosphorylation
Molecular function (GO): protein tyrosine phosphatase activity
Source: RefSeq, a predicted model, not a curated record
UAUUAUUUGACAAACUUGGACAUUAUUUUUUCCCGCUUGAGCCUGUGGUUGAGUGUGUAUGGGUGUGUGAAUGCUCAUUAUAAUAUCUGGGUUGCCAUGGUCACCAAAACGCCAGGCUCACUGCGUCACUCAGUAACUCAGCUUACUGUGCUUCCCAUUCAUCCCUGUAUCCACUCACCUGCCCAUCUGCGCCCUGCGAAAUUUCACAGUUCCUCCUACACACAAUUUUCCCCAGCGUUCGCCUUCGCGUAUACUUUGCAUGCAUGUAUGUUGUAUGUACGCGUGUUGCCAUGGCUACCGGCUGGGCGAACUGGUGUCAUCAAUUCAAAAUCACCUUCACAGCAAGCGGAGAGAGAAAAGCACUCAGCGGUGCAGCUUCAUCGCAUGCAUCACCUGUAAACACACACGCGGACGUGGUCUGAUUUAGCUCGGAGCUCAUGCUAUUGCUUCACAGCAUGGCACAGAGUGAAAAGAGGCAGACGAGAGAAAAGAGAGCUCGUGCAUACAGAUUGCAACUGGAGCUAUAUGAAUGUUUUGGCAAGGGUGUCCGGCUGGAAUUAACUCUGCCUCUUUGCAAGGGAGAGUGAGGGAAGGAAAAGAAGGAAGACAUUAACAGUUUACCGUGUCACCUUACAUCCUCGCAUGACCGCACAGCUGGCAGCUGACAAGAGUGCUACUCAGAUGGAGCAUUACUAACCCUGCCUCACCAGGACUGCUAGUGCUUGAGUCACAAUGAGGCUUCAGUUGCUUUUCGAUGGCCAACGUUGACUGGUUGCGGCAAGAUACAGGAUUUAUCUUCAUCAUGUGAUCUGACUCCCACGCCAUCCUUUUCUUCGCUCUACCUUAAGAGCCUUCUAUCAACAGGAGGAUCAUGACCCGACGCCUGAGCAGCUCCACCCGCUCCCACACCGAGGACUCCAUCUUCCUAAGGCCUGAUGAGGACCCUGUUUGGCUGGAUGAGCCCACAAAGACAGGAAAAAGAGUACAUGGAGCCUCGAAAACUGAAGAAUUGCUUGGAAGAAAAGAUGAAAGCACAGAGGGGCAAAGUUCACGACAAGAAGAAGUGUUUUUGCAUAAAGUGUACAGUUUGGUGGUCCAGUUCCACUACUGGGCCGCCCUCUUUGUCAUCUCCCAAGUCACGGGGUACUGGAUGUUCUUUGUGGUGGAAGGAAAUGGGCCCUUUGCCUCUAUCUAUAAAGCCCUCCAGGUCAUCGACUUCUAUCUCGGCUUUGUCUUACCCUGCCACCCAAUAUUUGGAAUGGAUUCUCUGAAGGAUGUGGUAAACACGACACAGCAAACAUGGAUCAUCUACGCCACUGUAGGCAUUGGAGUUACCAUCUGUGUUUCUAUGGUCAUCCAUAUGGUGUGUAGGUGGCGAUACGGCACUGGCUUGAGGCCACCUGGAAGCGCUUCAAGAGACAUUGGAGACAGACGUCAGUCUGUGAGCCGUCAGCCUUCCUUCACCCUGUCAGAGUGGACGGACGCCCAAGAGGACCUGAUGGAUCUGGAUGCCGUGCCUCAGACUCCAGUCUUUGAAAUGGGAACUGACAGCAAGCCAGAGGGAGAUGCUGCAACUCUCACAGUCACACCGGUGGGGCUUCAAGAGAGGAGAGGCUCCAAUGUUUCCCUGACCUUGGACAUGUGUACGCCGGGCUGCACGGAGCCUUACGGCUACGGAGCCCAGCUUUCCCCAAGGGACCAGUCAGCCAAAGAGUACCUCCGGCAGGGCACACAUAUUCUCACCCCUGCCAUGCUACACAUACGGGCUAUGGAUGACCAGGGCCUGCAGGCGGAGUUCUAUGAAACUCCAAUGAACUUUGUGGACCCUAAGGAGUACAACUACCCAGGGCUUGUGAGAAAGAACCGCUACAAAACCAUCUUACCCAACACACACAGCAGAGUGAUCCUGAAGUCACAAGAUGAAGAUGAUUUCCUCAUGACUUACAUCAAUGGCAAUUAUCUCAAAGGUUAUGGGGGUGAAGAGCGUGCAUACAUCGCCACGCAGGGUCCAACAGUAAACACGGUGGGGGACUUCUGGAGAAUGGUGUGGCAGGAAAGGACCCCCAUCAUUGUAAUGAUCACCAACUUGGAGGAGAAAAAUGAGAAAUGUGCCGAGUACUGGCCUGAGGACACUGUGACCCAUGAGGGGAUUGAAAUCACUGUUGUCACGGUAACACAGGAGGACGACUACAGUCUGAGGGUGUUUACUUUGAAGUGUGGAGAUGAGGAGCGGAGUCUGCGGCAGUACUGGUACACCUCAUGGCCUGACCAGAAGACACCAGACAAAGCGCCACCUCUUUUAGAGCUGGUACAGGAAGUGGAAAGAGCCAGAGAGGAGGCCCCACCCACUAGUGGCCCUGUAAUUGUGCAUUGCAGUGCUGGAAUCGGUCGGACUGGCUGCUUCAUCGCCACCUCCAUCCUCUGUAAGCAGCUAAGGAUGGAGGGCGUGGUUGACAUCUUGGGAACAACCUGCCAACUGCGUCUGGACAGGGGUGGGAUGAUCCAGACAUGUGAGCAGUACCAGUUUGUGCAUCAUGUCCUCAGCCUGUAUGAAAAGCAGCUGUCUCACGCCUCUGAAGAAUAGUGCUUGCACAGUGGCCACGCCCACACUGAGACACACCACUGUACACUGUGCUGCUUCUGGCGGUCCACACCACUGUACCAAGCAUCAUGUCAUGUGUCACCCUUUAAAAAAAGUUCACAUCAUUAUAUUGAUCCAUGGCAGACUUGAACAGAAACCUCUACUUGUUCACAUUUCCCUAAUAACAAAAUAAGCAUGUAAAUUGCAAGAUAAUAAUCUUCUGAAAUGUUCUCAUUUGCCAUACUGAGGUUAUCACAUUUAUCUGCAUGAGACACACAGAGUCAUGAGCAAGCAUCUGGAGCUCUUGUGUGCAUUAAAAUGCGAGAAAUUUAAUAGAUGGAAAUAUUAUGAGAUGGGGGGGGGGGGUGAUUAAGAGGGAUGACAGAAUGGGAAUUCAUCUAAAAAAUGAAUCAUAAUGUUAAUGUUAAGUAUAACUGUUGAAUAUAUAGCAAGAAACUGAGAUGUAUUUUCAAACUUUGUGUAGUUUCAAACCAGAUUGGAUCAAACUAGUUGCCACUAAUUAUUCAAAGACAAGAAAUGUAUUUUUUAGAAAUAAUUUUGCUACAUAUCCAUUUAUGACAGUAAAAAAUGCUCUUUCAUUAAGAUAAAUGUUGAGAUUACAGCACUCACAAUUUCGUGACAUUUGACAUUUACUACUGUGAAAAAAGUCCAACUGAAUAUUUCCAGAAUUCCUUAGCCGAACUUCCCACUUUGUUAGAGUUUCCAUACAUUAAUGGUUAUGUUUAGACCAUUGGCAACUUUACAUGCACAUUUGUUUCAGUUUUCUGCCAGUUGCUGGUCAACUCUCCUGUAUUUCCUUCCUAAAAAAACACUAUUAUACCACAGUAUUACAUUAAAUUUUGGUUGGUUAUCCUUUUCUAUCACAUUUUACUAUUAUGAUUUUACACAUCUUAUACAUCACAUCUUACUAUUAUGAUUUUAAAGACACGCACGCACACACUCACAUACAAAAGGCCUGUUUCUGUAUUUGAUACAUUUGGGAGCCACCUCAUCUUCAGGUUGCAUGGUGCUAAGUGUUCCUUCAAGGCAUGUGCAAUGUAAUGGAACAAAGAAAUGUAAAACACUUAUUAGUGAACUAAUUAGAAUUUUUGUGCAUCCUACAGUGCACUAGUUGUGUGCAGUUCUCAUGGUUCAUGAUGUUUACAGUGUACAUUUCUUGUGUUAAAGCCACAUAGACAAACUAUCAGAGACAUCACAGAGCCAGCAAGGUUGAGAGGGAGCUGCAAUUCAAACCAAUUACUACAUGUUGAAAAAGAUCUGAUGUGUCCUGUUUCUAUCUUGCUCCUCAGAGCCACUUGCCCUGUAAUGCCUCUGCUCUCAGUUGUAGCUUCAGCACAUGCGUAAAGUAAGACGCCCAUGAUUGUUGUAUAGACAGGUCAAGCCUAAUCUGUACGAAGCACAAUGGUACAACUAAGGUUGUCUCUCUUAUGUUUAGCUGUGAAGUUUUUUUUUUCCCUCCUGUAUUGUUUAAUGCAUCGCAUGUGCUGUACGGGAUGCUGUAGGUUCACAAUCAAAGCGACGUGAUUGGUUGUCCUGCUUUUUGUUGUGUAAAGUGGCGUUAAAGCCUUCUAUAUUGCUUGCUCUCAGCCAAUGCUUUUGAUACAGUUUGCUUUUUGUGAAACCAACCAGAGAUAUUUUUAGAACAUUUUGAUACAAUCCUUUUGUGUAGAUGCCGUGUGUACAUUUCCAUCUCCACCAUGAUGUACAUACCUUGGCCAUACUGUGAAUUACGAAAAACGUCCAUUUUUAUUGCAAGACUGAAGACGGAACAAAAUGUAACAAGCUGUCUUAUAGUACACACAAUUUCAAUUAUGUUUAGUCUUCAGUGGUAUUAUGUUAUCGUUGAAGCUUUGCUUUAAUAUGCUUUGCCAUAUGUGAAUGUUUUUAUUGUUUUCUCAGAGAAUUUUACCUCAGACUGAGUAACACCUUCCCACAGGAGUCUAUCUUUGACUCUCAAACAACUAAAUUAAUGGCAAUGCGCAAGGCAGCUACAACAGUUCAGACGUACAUAUUUUUUCUUUAACAAAAUCUAAUAAGACAAUUGAAUUGAAAGUGUAGAUUCCAGCAUAAAAUAAUGGCGAAAUAAACAUCUCUACCUAAUGCUCUGAUUAUGUCUAUGACAUUUACAAAAAAAAUAGUUUUUCUUGUUUACACUGCAUACAUGAUCUCAUUGUGAGAAUAAGGAAAGAAAUUAUGACAUAAGAAUAGCAAAAUAGUGAAAAUACAGCAAACCAGCAGUCAGUAUUCCUUUUCUCUGCAGCAGUAUUGCUUUCAGUUGUGAAUUUUUGCAAAUAAAAUUUUCAUGAACCUGU